AUGGCUGGGAACAAUUUCACUGAGGUGACUCUCUUCAUCCUCUCUGGAUUUGCAGAUCACCCUGAACUGCAAGUCAGCCUUUUCAUGGUGUUUUUCUUGGUUUACCUAUUUACUGUCUUGGGGAACCUUGGACUAAUCAUGUUAAUCAGAAUUGAUGCUCAUCUUCAUACACCUAUGUACUUUUUUCUUAGCAAUUUAGCAUUGAUUGACAUAGUCUAUUCCUCCACUGUAACACCCAAAGUGCUGGUGAAUUUCCAAUCCGAACAGAAAACCAUCUCGUUUGUGGGCUGCUUUGUGCAAAUGUACUUUUUUGUCGGUUUGGUGUGCAGUGAGUGUUUCCUUCUGGGAUCAAUGGCCUAUGACCGCUAUGCAGCCAUCUGCAAUCCCUUGUUGUAUUCAGUGGUCAUGUCCCAGAAAGUGUGUAACUGGCUGGCAGUGAUGCCAUAUACCAUAGGCUUCACAAACUCUCUGAUAUCCGUCUGUGUCAUAAGCCGAUUGGCUUUCUGUGACUCCAGCAUCAGUCACUUCUUCUGUGACACCACCGCCUUGUUGGCUCUGUCCUGCUCAGAUGCCUUCAGCACAGAACUGGUGAUCUUCAUCUUGGCUGGGUUCACGCUUCUCAGUUCUCUUCUCCUCAUCGCGGUCACUUAUGCUGCCAUCAUCUCAGCCAUCCUGGGCAUCCAGUCUGCGGCAGGCAGACAGAAGGCCUUUUCCACCUGCGCGUCCCACCUCAUGGGAGUAACUGUCUUCUAUGGGUCUCUGAUCUUCACAUAUUUGCAGCCUGACAACACAUCAUCCCUGAUGCAGGCCCAGGUGGCAUCUGUGUUCUAUACCAUUGUCAUUCCCAUGCUGAAUCCACUGAUCUAUAGUCUGAGGAACAAGGAUGUGAAAAAUGCUCUCCUGAGAGUCACACAGAGAAAACUAUUUCCAUGA
Molecule: messenger RNA, 933 nt
Organism: Manis javanica (Malayan pangolin)
Lineage: Eukaryota; Metazoa; Chordata; Mammalia; Pholidota; Manidae
Product: olfactory receptor 8I2
Biological process (GO): G protein-coupled receptor signaling pathway
Cellular component (GO): membrane
Molecular function (GO): olfactory receptor activity; G protein-coupled receptor activity
Source: RefSeq, a predicted model, not a curated record